This is a messenger RNA of Coccidioides immitis RS, 889 nucleotides long. RefSeq lists its product as uncharacterized. Gene Ontology annotation, biological process: protein transport. The record is from RefSeq and is a predicted model, not a curated record. NCBI's taxonomy places the organism in Eukaryota, Fungi, Ascomycota, Eurotiomycetes, Onygenales, Onygenaceae. The transcript has a single exon. The coding region runs from base 175 to 630 and encodes 151 amino acids.
CAAAAAGGAAAAAGAAACAGAACGGAAAAUAAGGGCAACCAAAGGCUGAAAAGAGCACGUCCACCAUCUCUCUUCGUCCUCGUCCUUGCACGCUGUUUGCUGUACCUUCGCGCCGUAAACCCCCACCGCCCACUCUCCUUUCGUUGAACCCGUACUCCUCCCGAUUCUUGCGCGAUGUCCGACUUCCCACUUCUCGCCGUCCUCCACACGUGGUACACGAACUUUACCACCAAUGUCUCCAACUCCGUCUCCAAUCUCACCGUGAGAGAUUAUAUUCGCCUCGUAUGGAUAAUCGGCGGAUAUAUGUUCCUCCGUCCCUACCUCGAUAAAGGGUUCCGGAGGUUAUUCGAGAAGGGUGUCGCCAAAUCAGAGAAAGCGGAAGAAGCUCAGGCAGAGGCCCAAGCCCAACAAGCUGGAGGCGCCAUGUUAACCGCAAAUGAUCUCCGUGAUGGAAGAGGGAACGAGAGCGAGGAUGACGAUGACGAUGGGGGUGCGUCCAGUGCCGUUCCUCAGUGGGGCAAAAGUGCCAGAAGAAAGCAGAGGAAGUUCUUGGAGUUUUUGGAGCAGGAGGCGGAGAGGCGCAGGGAGGAUGACGAUGAUAGAGAUAUCGCGGAUCUGCUGGAGGACUGAAGUCAAGCCGGACGAGAAUUUGUACAUACACAAGUUCCCCUAUGUGUGGACAUUUUUUCUGCGCGCAAAUUAGAUUGCAAUGUGAGUUGGAUCUCCCCAGCCCCGGUUUUCGAUGCUACUCCCCAGUUUUCCCUAUUGUUACGGUCAAUAUAUGGCCCCGAAGCUGGAUGAUUAAGGUCUCUCUCUAUAUACACCGUGGGCUGACAUGUCUGCAAUGGAUUACUACCAAAGCAGAGAUAAAGGCACUUGAAAUAUCCGG